AUCAUACAAGUCAGCCAUCUCCCACACAACGUUUCUCUCUGUUUCCAUCCCUUGCUGUUGCCUUUCCAAAGCCAAAGACACCCCGCAGCUUCUCUCCGUCUUGAUCGGCUCCGGCAAUGGCCUCUGCCGACAGCGAGAUCAUCCACGAGUUCCGCUUCUUCAGGGUCUACAAGGACGACCGCGUCCAACUCUUCAAGCCUCCUGUCGAGAAGAUCCCGCCAUUCGAUGACCCUGCCACAGGGGUCCGCUCCAAAGACGUCACCAUCUCCUCCGACCCGCCCGUCUCCGCCCGCCUCUUCCUCCCCAAGACCGCUGCCGCUCCCGGCUGCUCCAAGCUCCCACUUCUGUUUUACCUCCACGGUGGCGGCUUCUGUAUGCAGUCCGCCUUCUCUCGCCAGCACCACGGCUUUGUUGCUGCUGUGGUGGCAGCGGCUGACUGUGUGGCAGUCUCAGUAGAGUACGGGCUUUUCCCGGACCGGCCCCUUCCCGCCUGUUAUGAAGACUCGUGGGCUGCCCUCCAGUGGGUAGCGGCCAAGCAAGACCCGUGGAUUGCCGAACACGUGGAUCUCGACAGGGUGUUCAUUGCCGGGAACAGCGCAGGAGGAAAUAUAUCCCACACUUUGGCGUGUCGAGUCGGGUCAAUCAGGUUGUCUGGGGUGAAGGUGGUUGGGGUCAUACUGGUCCAUCCAUACUUUGGUGGCACGGGCGACGACAGGAUGUGGCUCUACAUGUGCCCAACAAACGCCGGACUCGAGGACCCAAGGCUAAAGCCAUCGACUGCAGACCUGGCGAGGCUUGGGUGCGAGAGGGUUCUGGUUUUCGUGGCGGAGAAGGAUCACCUGAUGGAGGUGGGGAUCAGGUAUGUUGAGGAGCUGAAGAAGAGUGGUUGGGGAGGGAAUGUGGAAUUGGUAAAGAACGUUGGGGAGCCCCAUUCCUUCCACAUGUCUGACCCCAACUAUGAGAAGGCUGUGGAGUUGAAGAACAAGUUUGCUUCUUUCAUCAGGCCAUAGAUCAGUCAAGUAGGUCGUAAAUUUAUCGGUCAUGCUCGCAAUGCCGAAGCUCGGUGAGAAAGUUCGAGAGCUGAGCACGAGGAUCAUGGUAGCUGUGAUAAAUGGAUCUCUGGUAAACUUUUCUCUGUGAAUCAUGUUAUUUCAAUACAUAAUAUUUGAGUAUGCCA
Molecule: messenger RNA, 1177 nt
Organism: Punica granatum (pomegranate)
Lineage: Eukaryota; Viridiplantae; Streptophyta; Magnoliopsida; Myrtales; Lythraceae
Source: RefSeq, a predicted model, not a curated record